Molecule: messenger RNA, 765 nt
Organism: Triticum dicoccoides
Lineage: Eukaryota; Viridiplantae; Streptophyta; Magnoliopsida; Poales; Poaceae
Exons: 1
Coding region: 39-734 (231 amino acids)
Source: RefSeq, a predicted model, not a curated record
AUAAGGUUAUCCAUGUGGAUUGCUCGGUAUGGAAAAACAUGAGAGCUCUGCAAAAGGCAAUUGCGGAGGAGUUGGAGCUUCCGCAUUCAGUAAUGGCCAUCUUUGAUCGGUGUGAGGAGGACGACGACUUCAGUGGGAUAGAUGAAGGCUCCAAAGGGGUGAUAGCAGAUAUCAGAAGGGAAAUAUUCAGAAAACUUGUUAACAGUAUAUUUGUGGUAGUUUUUCACAACGGGAGCAGAAGGUACAUUGAUUUGUAUGAUUGCGGUGUCCCAAUAACAACAUUUUUGAGUAACAUGAUGUUGUGGACCUGGCACGGGAGGUUUCGGGUCGAUCUCGAUCGAAUACUAGAAGAUGGGGAACAGGGAAAGAUGAAGAGUCAGACAGAUGUUCUCUUAUAUGCUUCUCCGCAACUUGAAGAUGAGGAAAUACGAGAUCUACUGCAUGAAGAGGCUUUGGAGGUUGCCAGGUGUGCGGGCAUUGUUAAGCCCGAUGAUAUAAGCCACAAGAUAGUCAUGGAGUGCCUCAUAUGCAUGACAAAAAUUGCUACGGACUUGAAGACACAUGCACCAAACUAUUGGAUCUGUGAUGGUAUUAUACAGGGCCAAGACAAUGCAUCAGCAUGGGAUAUUGGCAAUUCUCUGCACAGAAACAUGUGCUUGGAUGUUGAGCUAACAUAUAAUGAGGAAACAGCUCCCAUGCUACAGGUGUCGGGUGAUUUACUUGUUAACCGCUAGAAUUUCACCACCCACAAACAACUCCUUAAGG